GACCUCACUCUUCAUCUCUGCAGUUCUCGCGAGAACACAAUCCCGGAAGUAGUAAUGUGAAUCACAUGAUCGAUCUUCCUUGCUGGCACUCAGCUUGGAUAGCUAUGUCAAAAUAACUGUUUUGUUUGUGUUGCUGAUGCGGUCUUCAUCUAGGUUGACAUUCACAAAGAACUUCCACCAUGCAAAACAUGAUAAACACCGUGAAGGGGACAGCCCUGGGAGUGGCGGAGUUUCUGACUCCAGUGUUGAAGGAGUCGAAAUUCAAAGAGACUGGCGUCAUUACACCAGAAGAGUUUGUAGCAGCUGGAGAUCACCUGGUUCAUCAUUGCCCCACGUGGAAGUGGGCGACUGGAGAGGAAGUGAAGGUGAAGCCCUAUUUGCCGCAGGACAAACAAUUUCUGUUGACGCGUAAUGUUCCUUGUUACAAACGCUGUAAACAGAUGGAGUAUUCGGACGAGCUGGAGGCCAUCAUAGAAGAGGACGAUGGAGACGGGGGCUGGGUGGACACGUACCACAAUGCAGCAGGUGUGUUAGGAGUCACAGAUGCUGUCCAAGACAUUUCUCUGGACAAUAACAAGGACAAGAACAUGAACGCCACAUCUGCGGCGGCAUGUUGUGAUGACGAGGAUGAAGAUGAGGAUGAAGAUGGAGAAGCAGCAGAUAUGGAAGAAUACGAAGAGAGCGGCUUGUUGGAAACAGACGAGGCCACCCUGGACACCAGUCAAAUGGUGGAAACCAAAACCAAACCAGAAGCUGGGUGUGAGGACGCCAUCCUUCAGACGCGGACAUACGACCUUUACAUCACCUAUGAUAAAUACUACCAGACUCCUCGACUCUGGCUCUUUGGUUACGAUGAAGACCGGCAGCCAUUGACUGUUGAACAGAUGUAUGAGGACAUCAGCCAGGACCACGUGAAGAAAACGGUCACCAUUGAGAACCACCCCCACCUUCCUCCACCAGCCAUGUGCUCCGUACAUCCCUGCAGACAUGCUGAAGUGAUGAAAAAGAUAAUUGAGACAGUGGCAGAAGGAGGAGGAGAGCUGGGAGUGCAUAUGUAUCUUCUGAUUUUCCUGAAGUUUGUGCAAGCCGUCAUUCCAACAAUAGAAUAUGAUUACACAAGACACUUCACCAUGUAGCUCCGUGGGCCAACCUGUGCUUCAUCUGAUGCAGCAUCAGAUGACGGGAGGGGUCGGAGAACAGCUGAUUGGUGUUGUUAUGAUGAUUUCUGGAUUUUGGGUUGGGACCCAUGAAAGGAUCAUGUUCGUUUUUCUGAAGAACCCAGAGGGCCACAAUGAAGAAGUUCAGCGUCGUAGAUCUGGUUAUCACACCGGAAGAUGGCGUCUUUCAGCUUCUCUCUUUGAACUCAAUUUAAAUAUGCAAAUCAGGUUCCAAAAGUUAAUGCAAAACUGAAAUCUAGUUGUUCUAAGUACCACAGUCCAGAGCUGAAUGUGAGGCUCCGCACAUCCGAACACGCUUCCCUUCAGUUCAGGAGUUGCUCUUCAUAGUCUCUUCCAGCCGUCGUUUUCGGAACGUGUUUUAAAUAGAUUGCGUCGUUGCCCCACGCUGUGUGCUCCCAGUGGCUUGCUCGAUCUGUGGCGUCUGAACAUGGAGGUGUGUUUGUAUUUGUUCCAGCUCACUGCAACCCUGCAGCUUUAAGCUACAAUUACCUUGGUUUUGUAAGAUUUGCUGCUGUUGCUUUUCCAUUUAAAUAAACUACAACAUGUAAGAGGA
Nothobranchius furzeri (turquoise killifish) is the source of this 1731-nucleotide messenger RNA. It is a transcript of the gene atg3, whose product is annotated as autophagy related 3. Gene Ontology annotation, biological process: nucleophagy; autophagy of mitochondrion; autophagosome assembly. The record is from RefSeq and is a predicted model, not a curated record. NCBI's taxonomy places the organism in Eukaryota, Metazoa, Chordata, Actinopteri, Cyprinodontiformes, Nothobranchiidae. Gene Ontology annotation, molecular function: Atg8-family ligase activity. Gene Ontology annotation, cellular component: cytosol; phagophore assembly site.